AUGGGCUGCAUGAACUCUAAAACUUCUUAUAAAUCUUAACCUCAUUCAUCUACAAAGACUCAGAUAUAAAUCUAAUAGAAUACUCAAGACGAAAGUCCUUAUGUGAUUAAAAAGAACCCAAUAUUUCAAAGAAGAGCCUCCUCAAAAUCCAUCGUUAGUCCUUUAUAAACUGCCUCUUUUAUUCACAGAAAUAAGUGA
This is a messenger RNA of Paramecium pentaurelia, 198 nucleotides long. The record is from the annotation of a GenBank genome assembly. NCBI's taxonomy places the organism in Eukaryota, Ciliophora, Oligohymenophorea, Peniculida, Parameciidae.